GGAUUAAUAUUCAUUCUUUCACUAUAAAUACUACAGCUUCAGGUUCACAUCUCCACACCUUAAAAAUCUCUUUGCAAAAUAUCAAUCAAUUCCAUUUUCACUCAUCUUGUGACCAUUUCCAAAUUACAAAAUCAUGGGUGUUUUCACUUAUGAAUAUGAGGUUGUUACUUCAAUCCCACUAGCCAAGAUGUUUAAGGCUUGUGUGCUUGAUGGUGACAAGCUCAUUCCCAAGGUUGUUCCUCAGGCUUUUAAGAGUGUUGAGUAUAUUGAAGGCAAUGGUGAGCCUGAGAGCAUCAAGAAAGUUACUUUUGGAGAAGGUUACCAAUUUAAGUAUGCAAAGCAGAAGAUAGAAUCACUAGACAAAGAAAAUUUUGUAUAUAGUUACAGUAUAAUUGAAGGCGAUGCUUUGUUGAACACUCUUGAGAAAAUAACUUAUGAGACCAAAUUAGAACCCUCUGCAACUGGGGGAUCCAUAUGUAAGACUACUAGUAAGUAUUACACCAUUGGAGACUUUGAGCUCAAGGAAAAGGGAAUCAAGGCAGGCAAAGAAAAGACCUCGGGAAUGUUUAAAGCCAUUGAAGCCUACCUCUUGGCAAAUCCUGAUGCCUACUAA
Messenger RNA from Durio zibethinus, 613 nucleotides. The record is from RefSeq and is a predicted model, not a curated record. Lineage: Eukaryota; Viridiplantae; Streptophyta; Magnoliopsida; Malvales; Malvaceae.